Messenger RNA from Sciurus carolinensis (gray squirrel), 1857 nucleotides. Its product is annotated as von Hippel-Lindau disease tumor suppressor-like. The record is from RefSeq and is a predicted model, not a curated record. The coding region runs from base 1 to 738 and encodes 245 amino acids. The transcript is spliced from 2 exons. Lineage: Eukaryota; Metazoa; Chordata; Mammalia; Rodentia; Sciuridae.
AUGAUCAAUGAGCAUCUUCCAUUUUCUACUGUGCAAGAGAUCUUCAAAUGUUUCCUUAAGAGACCGGGGAAGGCGGGGAACCCGGAAGAGGCCCGGGAACCCGGAAGAGGCCCAGGAACCCGUCGAGGAGUAGGGUGCCGAGUGUUCAGCCCUGCAGAGUACGACCGAGAGGAGCAGGGCGCCGCGGAGUCCGAUCCGGAAGAGUCAGACCCGGAGGAGGCGGGCGGCGGGGAGGAAAUGAAGGCCCGGCAGCCGCUACCGGUGCUGCGCUCCUUUAAUUCGCGCGAGCCCUCCCGGGUCAUCCUCCGCAACCGCAGCCCGCGGGCCGUGUCGCUAGUGUGGCUUAACUUCCGCGGUGAGCCACAGAGCUUCGGGACACUGCAGCCCGGCAGACACCUCCGCAUCCACAGUUACCGAGAUCAUCUUUGGCUCUUCAGAGAUGCAGAAACACAAGAUGUGCUUCUGGCUAACCAAACUGAAUUAUUUGUGCCAUCUGCCACCGUUGAUGGACAGCCCACUCUUGCCAACAUCACACUGCCACUUUAUACCCUGAAAGAGCGAUGCCUCCAGGUGGUCCGAAGCCUAGUCAAGCCUGAGAACUAUAGAAGACUGGACAUCGGCCGAUCACUCUCUGAAGAUCUGGAAGACCACCCGAAUAUACAGAAAGACCUGGAGCGACUGACACAGGAGCACAUUGCAAAUCAGCAAUUGAAAGAGAAGACUGAAGAAUUUAAUUGAAAUUAGCAUUCUUGUGACUCAGCUUUUCAUGGUACUGAAGAGUCGUCGUCUAGAUAAUAGGACUGGUCACUUAAUCUCGUUGCAGAGUGCCUUAUUCUUGAGUACAAUAUACUCCAUUUCUUAAAGUUAACCAACAUCCCUAGGAAUUAUGAUGUUUAGGGGCAAACAUCACAAAGUGUCGUUUAAUAACUGCCCUUUUUAGAAAUACUUAUCAGGAGAAAGCAGUUGCAUUUUUGCCCUCCAGUAAGUCAGGAAAGUUUCAGUAUGUUUGUAUAAUGUUUGUAUAAUCAAUAAGAAUUACAGUGUAUCCUUCAAUAGUAAGAAAGUGGUGGUGUCUGCUCUUAAUGGAUUGUGGUUGGUGUCUACCUACCUUUUUAGAAAGACUGAAAUGUCAGGGACAGGUUUUUUCGCUCCAGUGUCCAGCACAUUAUGAACCUUCAGUCAGUAUUUGUUGGAUGAACAAACCAUUGGAUGCUUUGGUAGAAAGUGUUGGAGGAUUGGCCUCUGUUGGAGGGAAGAGAGAGGCCUUAAGGUGUAAGUAAGCAAAAGUCAAAGGGAAUUAAUUUUCUAGAAGCACUUUUUCCAAGUUUCAAGCUUUUCUUGGUCCACUCUUGUUACAAUGUUGUUUUGGUUUCUAAACCAGGACUGGUUUUACAGGGUUACUGAUACUGGUCUUUUUUAUAACUUUAUAUCUACACAGUAUAGCAGAAAAGAGUUGUCCUCAUGUUUAUUUCUAAUAUUAAAGAGCUCCUGUACUAUAAUUAAGUUGCUGCCAAGUCUGGUAUUUCUGUUGCUCUCUGUAAAUUCAUAGCAUUAUCCAUUUAGUUCAGCAUUUUUCUUCAACAGGACCUAGUUACACUUUUCACCCAGUUAGAGGAGAGGCUGAAGCCCUCCAUCCUUGGUCCAGUUAACCUAACAGUGGGUUUAUGGAGAAGCCUGGAAUGUUUUAUAGUUUAAUAAGUGUUCACAUCCUUUGUUGUAGACUGGAAUGAAAGUCAUUAACUCGGAUUCACUACUUCUGUCAGACUUUUAGUAACAGUUUAAAAAAGAAAGAAAGAAAGAAAGAAAAAACUCCCCAGUGGAAAAAAAUUUUAGAAAAGACAGAAAAGUAAAAGAAAG